This is a messenger RNA of Brassica rapa (field mustard), 1015 nucleotides long. Its product is annotated as RING-H2 finger protein ATL51. Lineage: Eukaryota; Viridiplantae; Streptophyta; Magnoliopsida; Brassicales; Brassicaceae. The record is from RefSeq and is a predicted model, not a curated record. Gene Ontology annotation, biological process: protein ubiquitination. Gene Ontology annotation, molecular function: transferase activity.
AGUAUUGCCACCGCCGCCGCCAAGCCUCCUCCUCCACCGCCGCCUCUAUCAGUAUCUCUUCCUUCGUCACCGAAACUCCGGAGGGAAACAACGGAGCUUCGGAUCCGACCCGAGAUGGACUCGAUGAGACUCUGAUUAAAUCGAUAACGGUUUACAGAUACAGGAAGGGAGACGGAUUCGUGGAAUCUUCGGACUGUUCAGUUUGUUUGUGUGAGUUUCAGGAGAACGAGCGGUUGAGGUUGUUACCUGAGUGUAACCACGCGUUCCACGUGGCGUGUAUUGAUACGUGGUUGAAGUCUCACUCUAACUGCCCUCUCUGCCGCGCCUUCAUCGCCGGGAACGUUGAAUCCGUCUCCGCAUCUAAUCAGCGAAUCUCCGCAGCGAACGAUGGCCACCGUCUGAGUGAAGAUUCCGUCGUUGUUGACUUAGAUCUGGAAAUGGCCAGAUCUCGGGAUGAGACGGUGGCUAACGAGAACGGCAGAUCGACGCCGAAACCACCGGAGCGAGAAGAUCGGAGAUCGGCGUCGGUAAAUUCAGGCUCCGUGGUCUUGAUCGCCGAUAUACUCAGGGAGAUUGAAGACGACGAGGAGGAAUCAGCGGGUGUAGGGACGUCUCGGCGUGGAGGAGAUGAGGAAGGAGAGAAGACGCCGCCGCCGUCGUCAGAGUCGGCGGCGAGUCAAGCAGGCGGAGGAAUUUCGAAUUUUCUGGGGCGGAGUUCAGUGGCGGGUAAAUUUGUUAGAACCAGAAAUUACCGUUUACCGAAUUGAAACAAAAACGGUUAAUUUUAGAAAAUUUGAUGCGAAUUAGCUUAUCCGGUUGGUAAUCUUAUACCGGUUAGAGAGAAUCAUUGUUAAACCAUUUGGAAACAGAGAGCAAUUUUCUCUCUUUAUGUGUAAAGUUUUGAAAAUUACUGCCCAUUUAUUCUGAAGUAUCUACUUUAAAUUUAUUCUGUAUGCUUUUUAAAAAAAAAAUAAUGUCGCCACCUAGAAUAUAAGUAGCAUUUCAUAGUUUCAUA